Molecule: messenger RNA, 4910 nt
Organism: Saccostrea echinata
Lineage: Eukaryota; Metazoa; Mollusca; Bivalvia; Ostreida; Ostreidae
Product: pneumococcal serine-rich repeat protein-like
Exons: 11
Coding region: 1-4335 (1444 amino acids)
Source: RefSeq, a predicted model, not a curated record
AUGACUUCGCUUACAAAUCAAGUUUGCGUCUUCUCUUUCUUGUUAAUUUUGGCUCACCAAACCUCGGCACAAGAAAUUAUUACGGAAAGUACGCCGGCUUCCACUGAUAGUGUACAAAUAACCACAACGCAAGGAGGCUACACAGAGAGUACUCAGACAGUUACAACACAGGAAGUAACAACUGUCAGUUCUCAGACAGCUACAUCACAGGAAGUAACAACUGUCAGUACUCAGACAGCUACAACACAGGAAGCAACAACUGUCAGUUCUCAGACAGCUACAACACAGGAAGCAACAACUACAAGUACUCAGGCAGCCACAACACAAGGAGCCACAAUUACAAGUACUCAGGCAGCCACAACACAAGGAGCCACAAUUACAAGUACUCAGGCAGCCACAACACAAGGAGCCACAACUACAAGCACUCAGGCAGCCACAACACAAGGAGCCACAACUACAAGCACUCAGGCAGCCACAACACAAGGAGCCACAACUACAAGCACUCAGGCAGCCACAACACAAGGAGCCACAACUACAAGUACUCAAGCAGCCACAACACAAGGAGCCACAACUCUAUGUACACAAGUAUCUACAAUAUCUACAACUGACAGUACUCAGUCAACAACAACACAAGAAGCCACAACUGACAGUACUCAGUCAACAACAACACAAGAAGCCACAACUGACUGUAUUCAGACAGCUACAACACAAGAAGGCAUGACUAUAAGUACUCAGACAGCAACAAGUGACAGUACCCAGGCAUCCACGACACAGGGAGCAACAGCUGUCAGCACUCAGGCAGCCACCACACAAGAAGCUUCGACUUUAAGUACUCAGGCAGCCAUCACACAGGUUGCAACAACAGACAUAUCUCAGUCAGCAACAACACAAGUAGCUACAACUAUCAGUUCCCAGGCAACCUCGACUGAUAGCACACAGGCAGCUACGACUGAUAGUACCCUGACAAUGACAACACAAGGAGCAACAGCUGUCAGUACACAGACAGUCACCACACAAGUAGCUACCACUGUCAGUACUCAGACAGCAACAACACAAGAGGCCACAACUGAUAGUACUCACACAGUGAUAACAGAAGGAACCACAACAGCAAGUACUCAGACAGCAACUACACAAGGAGCUACAGCUACAAGUACUCAAGCACCAACCACACAAGAAGCCUCAACUGCAAGUACUCAGGCAGCUACAUCAUUGAGUACUCAGGCAACCAUGACACAAGGAGCAUCAACUACAAGUACUCUGGAAGUCACCACACAAGGAGCAACAACUGCAAGUACCCAGACAGCAACCACACAAGAAGUCACGACAGCUAGUUCUCAAACAGCCACUACACAAGGAGCAACAACUGGAAGUACACAGGCUGCCACAACACAAGGUGCUACGAUUUCAAGUACUCAAGCUGCCACAACACAAGGUGCAACAACUGCAAGCACUCAGGCAGCCACAACACAAGGUGCAACAACAGCAAGUACUCAGGGAGUCACAACACAAGGUGCAACAACUGCAAGUACCCAGGCAGCCACAACACAAGGAGCCACGACUGAUAGUACUCAGGUUACUACAACACAAGGAGCUACGGCGGCAAGUACUCAGGGAGUCACAACAAAAGGUGCAACAACUACAAGUACCCAGGCAGCAACAACACAAGGUGCAACAGCUACAGCCACAACUCAAGGAGGCACAUCUGGAAGUACACAAACUGCCACAACACAAGGUGCUACGACUGCAAGUACCCAAGCUGCCACAACACAAGGUGCAACAACAGCAAGUACCCAGGCAGCCACAACACAAGAGGUCACGACUGAUAGUACUCAGACAGCCACAACACAAGGUGCAACAAUUACAAGUACCCAGGCAGCCACAACACAAGGUGCAACAAUUACAAGUACUCAGGCAGCCACAACACAAGGUGCAACAACUGCAGGUACUCGGGUAGCCACAACACAAGGUGCAACAACUGCAAGUACCCAAGCAGCCACAACACAAGGAGCCACGACUGAUAGUACUCAGGCUUCUACAACACAAGGAGCUACGGCAGCAAGUACUCAGUCUGUCACCACACAAGGUGCAACAACUGCAAGCACCCAGUCAUCAACAACACAAGUUGCAACAGCUAGUACUCAGGAAGCUACAACUCAAGGAGGCACAUCUGGAAGUACCCAAGCUGCCACAACACAAGUAGCUACGACUGCAAGUACCCAAGCUGCCACAACACAAGGUGUAACAACAGAUAGUACACAGACAGCCACAACACAAGGUGCAACAACUGCAAGUACCCAGGCUGCCACAACACAAGGUGCAACAACAGUAAGUACUCAGGCAGCGACAACACAAGGUGCAACAACUGCAAGUACCCAGGCAGCCACAACACAAGGUGUCACGACUGAUAGUACUCAGGCUGUUACGACACAGGGAGCCAUGACAGCAAGUACUCAGGCAGCCACAACACAAGGAGCCACGACUGAUAGUACUCAGGCAACCACCACACAAGGAGCCUUGACUAAUAGUAGUCCAGCCACAACACAAGGUAUAACAACAGCAAGUACUCAUGCAGUCACAACACAAGGAGCAACAGCUGCAAGUACCCAGGCAGCCACAACACAAGGGUACACGACUGGUAGUACUCAGGCAGCCACAACACAAGGAGCCACGACUGAUAGUACUCAGGCAACCACCACACAAGGAGCCACGACUAAUAGUAGUCCUGCCACAACACAAGGUGUAACAACAGAAAGUACUCAGGCAGUCACAACACAAGGAGCAACACCUGCAAGUACCCAGGCAGCCACAACACAAGGAGUCACGACUGAUAGUACUCAAGCAGCCACGACACAGGGAGCCACGACUGAUAGUACUUUGGCAGCUACAACACAAGGAGUCACGACUGAUAGUACUCUGGCAGCUACAACACAUGGAGCCACGACUGAAAGUACUCAGGAAGCUACGACUCAAGGAGGCACAUCUGCAAGUACCCAGGCAGCCACAACACAAGGGUCCACAACUGGUAGUACUCAGGCAGCCACAACACAAGGAGCCACAACUGAUAGUACUCAGGCAGCCACUACACAAGAAGCUACCACUGAUAGUACUCAGGCAGCCACAACACAAGGAGCCACAACUGGUAGUACUCAGGCAGCCACAACACAAGGAGCCACAACUGAUAGUACUCAGGCAGCCACCACACAAGAAGCUACCACUGAUAGUACUCUGGCAGCCACCACACAAGAAGCCACAACUGAUAGUACUCAGGCAGCCACCACACAAGAAGCCACAACUGAUAGUACUCAGGCAGCCACCACACAAGAAGCCACAACUGAUAGUACUCAGGCAGCCACCACACAAGGAGCCACAACUGAUAGUACUCAGGCAGCCACCACUCAAGAAGCCACAACUAACAGUACUCAGGCAGCCACCACACAAGAAAGCACAUCAGACUCAACUUCAACAAGUACACAGCCCUCUACAACCCAGGCACCUGCUGCUGUUUUUGGCAUGCAGAUAACGCUUACAGUUCAACCGAAUGUGGACUUAAGUGACCAAACCAGCCAGGUGUACCUCAACUACAAAGUAAAAGUAGAAAAAUCGCUGAGUGAUUAUUACAGAAGAAAGCUUGGAAAUACUUUUGCUUCUCUCACAGUUUUGUACAUGAGAAUUGGUAGUUUGAUCGUUAAUUACACCCUCGCAACUAACUCGGAGUCUACAGGGGAGGUAAUCGGUGCUGUACAGGCUCUUGUCCAGCGACAAGAAACGGUCACCCUGGAUAACCAGGCCGUGCAAGCGAGCAAAGGCAGCAUCGAGCCCACGGGGUCAAGUAACACAGUUGAAUUAGAAAGAGGAACAGUAACAGACAGUUGUCAGAUUUACACCUCCAUUAGCGCCUGUUCCUCCGACACUGUAUGUGUGGUCGAAUCCUCAGGAGUCCCUGUCUGCAAACCUAUAGUUAAAAGUGACAACUUUUCGUUGAUCCUUGGUCUGGCAAUCGGCAUUCCUGUGUUUUUCCUGGUAGCGUUCCUCGUGGCUCUGGCCUGUAUCUUAACGAGGAGGCAUCGCCGGAGUAAACGGCUUAUGGAGGAGGACGACUGGGAUGCUAAGAACUACCCCCAUCUUUCCUUGCCAUACAAAUAUGAUAAUCACGGUUUCUACAAACAUCAUUACUUUAUGCCAGAUAAUCUAGAAAUGGAAGUUUUACCAUCAGCCAAAGCAUUUAAAGGAAACGCCCCUUGGAAUGCUGCUGGUUUUGAAAAUUGGGAUGAGUAUCGCAUGCCACGCCCACAAAUGUACCGGUCUCCACAUCCGGCAUUUGUUAGUGACACAUAGGAAGCAAUACUGAUCAUGUGCUAGGAAUGUUCAUCAUGGUGUGAAUGCUGCCAAGUGUGAAUAAACGAGAUGAUACUUACUCAUGCGUAUCAUGAUUGUUACCUGUGUCCGUAAGACCAUCUCAUUCAAAGAAUUGAGAUUGUUCAACAUGUGUGAAAGGUGAUUAAACGCGAAUGAAUAUUUCGUUCAAGUAAAUCAAAUUAAUACAACAUCAUAUGGCGUUUAACUUAAAGAUUGCCAUAAAAUGAUAUAUACAGAGAUUUCGCUGUUUUUACUGCCGAAAAAAAAUUCAUAAGUAUACUAUAGCUUAUGAAGUCAGAGUUUAAUUUAUGUGUGCUAUACUUAUUCGAUUAUGGAAUAGUGUUCGCUGCAGAUUUGUUGAAGGGCAUUUUUUGUCUUUUACAUAUAUAUGGGUAUUUGUGUAUAUUUUGUAUCAGUAUGAAUUCGUUAUUGUAGUGCAAUCAUUAUGAAACUUUGACAUAAUAUGUUUGUUAUAUUUAAUUCAUCGAAAAUCAAAUAUUUAUAUUUUUAUACGUUUUGAUAAAAAAAUUUAUAUGAUUUGAAAACAAUAAAGU